Angiostrongylus costaricensis is the source of this 843-nucleotide messenger RNA. NCBI's taxonomy places the organism in Eukaryota, Metazoa, Nematoda, Chromadorea, Rhabditida, Metastrongylidae. The record is from the annotation of a GenBank genome assembly.
GUCGCAUUAAUGUUCAUGGAGGAGAGCAAUUUAUGCGAAUGCGAAGUCCCAAUAAAGGUUAUCGGUGAUAUCCAUGCUCAAUACCAGGAUAUGAACCGCUUGUUUGACCUUGUCGGUCGAGUACCAGAAGAGAGAUUUAUCUUUCUCGGAGACUACGUUGACCGAGGACCACAAGGUGUUGAGGUCAUUAUUCUCUUGUUCGCUCUUAAACUUCGUUAUCGUGAUCGCAUUUAUCUGCUUCGUGGAAAUCACGAGACUCCAGCUGUGAACAAAAUCUACGGUUUCUACAAUGAAUGCGUUAUGAAGUACGGUGCUGGAAUGUGGUGGGACUUUCAAUGGUGUUUCAAUCGAAUACCGCUUGCUGGACUCAUUUCGAAGAAAGUUUUAUGCAUGCACGGAGGGCUAUCACCAGAACUGAAUCAUCUGGAUGUGAUUCGCAACAUACCUCGUCCGUGUGAACCUCUCGAUCGUGGAUUGCUCAUCGAUCUUACGUGGUCGGAUCCUACUAAUAAGGGAGAUGGACCGUUCUCUCAUGUUUCAGGGAUCAGCUACAUGUUUGGGAAAGGUGUUGUUCAACAAGCUUGCCAAAUGCUCGGCAUAGAUUUGAUUAUUCGUGCACACCAGGUAGUUCAAGACGGUUAUGAAAUGAUGGCGGGACGUCGACUCAUUACCGUAUUCUCGGCUCCGAAUUACUGUGGACAGUUCACAAAUGCUGCGGCUAUUGUUUGUCUUGAUGAAGAUAUGCAGGUAAGGCAAACCUUCAAGCGAUCAGCUUCAGUCGUGUCUUUGUGUGUUAUACCUGUACAGACCAACACAACGGAUUCAACUGCUUUCCUUCUCUGA